This is a messenger RNA of Monomorium pharaonis (pharaoh ant), 1260 nucleotides long. RefSeq lists its product as uncharacterized. The transcript has 4 exons. The record is from RefSeq and is a predicted model, not a curated record. Lineage: Eukaryota; Metazoa; Arthropoda; Insecta; Hymenoptera; Formicidae. Bases 396 to 998 code for a protein of 200 amino acids.
UCUUCUCAACUCGAUUUAUACACACACACACACACACACACACACACACACACAUAUAUAUAUAUAUAUACAUACAUAAAGCAUUUUUCUCGUAGAUCAUAUGUUUGUAUACGUACAUACUUAGUAAUGUAUUAGUGAAGAUUAUCGCCCCGCUCAGUUUACUCUUUCAUUUCCUUUUGUUUGACACUGGUUAGCCUUGAAUCAUCAUAGUCGCCGUUACACUGGCAGUGUAAUUGCGUGUAUGCGUUCAAGAGAAUCUUAGAACAUCUUUCUCAGGUUCACAAGCAAGGUUCUUGCUUAUUAUUAACACGUGUGUGAUAUUUCUAUUCUUUUUUUUUCUUUUACUACGAGUGGACGUGUUGCUGGGAAAUUAUCGAUUUUGUCCAAAGGGGAAGAUGAAAUAUUUGUACGUCAGUUUUAUAUUUUUUGCAUAUUACUACGUGAUAUGGGGUCAGGACGUAACAUUUCCAACUGAUGAGGAGACGGCUCACGUCAGCGGUGGCAACUCCACGGUAAUAACGGAGCGUAUACCCGUAUACAUACCGGGUAGAUGCCCGAAAGAUAUGCUUUCCUAUCCGAGCGACAGUGCGAAGGACGCGUGGGUGUGCGAUUGUAGACCUCGAUUCUUGUACUUCCCGAUGAACGAUUCCUGCUAUGAAGCCUACAGACAAGGUCCUUGUCCACCCAAGAAUUAUGUCGUUCUUCCUGAGGACGAGGCCGUUCCUCGUUGCGUGGAAAAUCCUUGCUUGGAAGAUGGCAUAGUACCGUUCAAUGAUGGGUGCCAUCCUCUUAGAACAAAAGGUGGUCCGUGUGCGCCUGAGGGCGUAAUAGGAGUGAACGAAACUACCUUUCAAUUGCAAUGUGUAGAAGCAAAUAUUGCACCUUUCUUCAUAAUUGAUGGUCCCACGAGGACGUGUCCACCAGGCAGUCGUAGGAGUACACUUGGAAUAUGCAAAAAAGUUAGAUUUAGUAAAAUACAUCAGGCUGCAUCAGGAUAACUUUAAUAUAUGUAUUUUAUAUAAUAAUUGAAAUACAAAAUUAUAUGCGCGCUUUACAAUAGACAUACUUGAAGGACAUUAAAUAACAAAAUGUAGGCAUCAUAUGAUAAGUAUCUCUUACAUCUUGUAUUAUUAAUCUUAAUAUCUUGGUGGGUGGCAUAUUAUAAAUUAUAUGCAUACAUAUGUAUGUAUAUGUACAAGUAUGAUAUAUCAUAUCUAAUACAAUAGAAUAUCAGAAAAAUAAAAUAGAAGUGAUUGUUAA